CCGGAGUGGUGAUACAGGCUCACACGGUGGUGGUCCUGCAGCACUUCAGUAAAUACAGGGGCAUUGCAGCAGGUAGUAUGUUCACCGCAAACCCUGUCAGCGCCAUUUUGUUCCCGGCUGUAUUGUCGGCCCUCAACGACGCCUACGGCUUGCGUGGAGCGGUGCUUAUAUACGGUGCUCUCAUCAUGCAUAUAUCUGCUUUAUGUCCCGUUUUGAAGGAGCCGCCUUGGAUUGCAGGGGCAGGAGCCUUACGAAAAGAGGGUGCAUGUGGCAACCAUCGCGUGUACAAGACAUCCAUAGACUCAACUGGUUGUGACAUGAAGCUUUUGGCUAAAUCAGAUGAGCCGGAAACCACGGCCUUUUCUAAUGAAAAGAUACUUAACGACGUUCACAGACAUAGCGUUUCUACUUUAAAAGCCAGUACGUUGUCUUUUGAGGAAAACAUGCACACAGUCAAAGUGGCUUUAGUAGAAGAUGACAUCGAAGGAAGACACUCAGACUGCCAGUGCCUACACACACUGCGAACUGUUUCACCAGCCCUCAUGGGGGUCACAACAAGCUACAUCAAAAGAAGCCUGCUGAGGAGCAUUCGCGAAAUUCGCCCCAGGCUUACAAUGCGUGCCAGGAAAUGUCGUACCGAGCCGAUUUUCACAGCUAGUUUCGUUGUCGCCGUCGUAGCGUCAACCAUGGUGGACUACGUGAACAUCGUGCACAUCUUCACAAUGAUGGACUACGCGCGCGACAAGGGUGUGUCUCGCAUACAUGCUACUAUGUCGCUCACAUACGCCGCCUCACUGGAGAUCGUUGGACGGCUACUUGUGCCUCUCAUCGCAGAUAUGGGCUGGCUUAGCAGGCCCUUCUUAGUAGGUGGUUGUGCGAUCACCGCUGGCCUGAUUUUCGGGGUCACUCCGCAGACACUGCAAGUAGCGCAUAUCGUACUUCGGGCGCUGUCAUCAGUGUUGAUGGGGGCGCUUGUCACAAUGAAGACUGUGCUGGUAGCCGACUACAUGGGGACCGACGCCGUGUUUUUAGUGUCAGGAGUGUCAGGCUUUCUCCUCGUUCCGAUGCUGCUCUGCAAUCCAUUAUUAUUUGGUUUCUUUCGGGACCGCAUGGGCUCCUAUGACAACCUAUAUCGUAUGAUAGCCGGAAUAAUUUUCUCUGGAGGACUCGCCAUCGUUGCUUCUUUAGUUCGUUCAAGCAGGUCAAAAUCAAAGAUAGCGAAUAUACCUGAUUGUGAAGUAAAAGGCUAA
Messenger RNA from Rhipicephalus microplus (southern cattle tick), 1250 nucleotides. RefSeq lists its product as uncharacterized. The record is from RefSeq and is a predicted model, not a curated record. Gene Ontology annotation, biological process: transmembrane transport. Lineage: Eukaryota; Metazoa; Arthropoda; Arachnida; Ixodida; Ixodidae. Gene Ontology annotation, molecular function: monocarboxylic acid transmembrane transporter activity.